GGCGGUAACCAUAAUGGUGGUCAAGUAGAUCAUGUUGUGCGGGGUGGAGAAACCUCACUCCGCGCAAGGGGGAUGAUCGCACCACGUUGUGUUAAAAUGGUCAAGCUUCCUCGAGGCAGUUACACAGUGCUUACAACUGUCUCUGGAAGUGAACGCACCAGAAAAUAAAUUUACGCAGCUGUCAUCCGUACGCAAGGAAGUAAGCACAAGGUGCCGAACACCCUGAGCAGGAUGCAGCUCACCCUUCACGCGACUCGCCGAAUACCUCACGGCGCUUCGCGCUUGGUGAUGUGAGAGCCUGGUCCGGUGAGAACCCGGCGUGCUCCGUCCCGGCUUUGUAGGGAUGCGAGGUCAAUGGCGGGCUUCCCUUCGAUCAAGGUCUUCGGCGCGGACAAGCGCAACCCCACCGACUUCAACGGCGAGCGCACCACGACCGCGAUCGUGACGGGCGGGAUGGCGGCCGCCAGGGACUUGGUGAAGUCGAGGCAGGGCGGAGGCGCGAAGAAGAAGCCGUCGGCGACCAAGGACAGGAAGGCCGACAGCGGUGGCAGCAAGGGGUCGUCUGGGGGGUCGAGGAAGAAGGCCGGCGGCAAGGCCGUAGUCGAUCUGACCGAGAAUAACUUCAAGGAGAUGGUGCUGGACUCGGACGAGAUGUGGCUGGUCGAGUUCUUCGCUCCUUGGUGCGGCCACUGCAAGAAGCUCGAGCCCGAGUGGGAGAGCGCCGCCGGCCAGCUUUCGGGAAGCGUAAACCAAUUCACGGCGGCCCAAAAGGUGGUGGAGGGUCUUAUGGCGGGAGAAGCGCCGGAACCAGCGGCAGAGGCGGAAGAGGCGGCGCCGGCGACGGAGGAGGCGGCAGCGGACCCUAGCACAGAUGCGGCGGCAGAUGCUCUCCAGAACCUUAGCGUUGGAACGGGUGCGGAGGAGGCUGCGCCGACGGAGAAGGCUUAG
This is a messenger RNA of Ectocarpus siliculosus, 948 nucleotides long. Lineage: Eukaryota; Phaeophyceae; Ectocarpales; Ectocarpaceae. The record is from the annotation of a GenBank genome assembly.